AUGCCCCGGUUAGAUGUGGAGAAGACCAUUGAGGAGCUUACCCUGGGGGAGAAGGUAGCUCUAGUUGCUGGUAUUGACUUCUGGCAUACGGCGACCGUCCCUCGUCUGAACAUCCCCAGUCUGCGCAUGUCCGAUGGCCCCAAUGGAGUGCGAGGAACGCGGUUCUUUAACGGUGUCCCGGCAGCUUGUUUCCCCUGUUCCACGGCACUGGGCGCCACCUGGGAUAUCGAGCUGCUGCAGGAAGUGGGGCGAUUGAUGGGCGAGGAGUCUAUUGCCAAAGGAUCCCACAUUGUUCUAGGCCCCACCAUCAACACCCAGCGAUCGCCGCUCGGAGGCCGUGGUUUCGAGUCUUUUGCUGAGGACGGUGUGCUUUCGGGCAUUUUGGCCGGCUACUACUGCAAGGGUAUGCAGGAGAAGGGUGUUGCUGCUACCCUGAAGCACUUCGUCUGCAAUGACCAAGAACAUGAGCGUCUGGCCGUCGACAGUAUCGUCACGCAGCGCGCGAUGCGCGAGAUCUAUCUCCUGCCUUUCCAGCUGGCCCUGAGGAUCUGUCAGAGCGCAUGUGUCAUGACGGCGUAUAACAAGGUCAACGGCACGCAUGUGAGUGAGAACAAGCAGAUUAUCACCGACAUCCUCCGCAAGGAGUGGGGCUGGGAUGGCCUCGUCAUGAGUGACUGGUUCGGAACAUACAGUACCUCUGAUGCUAUCAAUGCCGGUUUGGACUUGGAAAUGCCGGGAAAGACACGCUGGCGUGGAACCGCCCUGGCCCAUGCUGUAUCAUCCAACAAAUCCUUCGAGUAUGUUAUGGAUGAGCGAGUUCGUAACGUAUUGAACUUGAUCAACUUUGUCGAGCCCCUCGGCAUCCCGGAAAAUGCCCCGGAGAAGGCUCUCAACCGAGCCCAAGACCAGGCGCUCUUGCGACGUGCCGCCGCGGAAUCAGUCGUCCUGAUGAAGAAUGAUGAGAACAUCCUGCCUUUGAACAAGGAGAAGUCGAUCCUAGUCAUCGGACCUAAUGCAAAGCUUUCUGCUUACUGCGGUGGUGGUUCUGCCUCUUUGGAUGCUUACUAUACCGUGUCACCGUUUGAGGGCGUCUCGGCCAAGAGCAAGGGUGAGGUCCAGUACUCCCAGGGCGUUUACUCGCAUAAGGAACUCCCUCUGCUUGGUCCCCUCCUGAAGACGGCCGAUGGAAAGACCGGAUUCGCAUUCCGCGUGUUCAACGAGCCUCCCACCGAGGCCAAGCGAGAGCUUGUCGAUGAGCUGCACCUGGUGUCCUCCAGCGGUUUCCUCAUGGAUUACAUCAACCCUAAGAUCAAGUCCAUGACCUUCUACGUCGAUAUGGAGGGUCUCUUCACUCCCGAGGAGAGCGGAGUCUACGACUUCGGCGUGACCGUUGUGGGUACCGGUAAGCUUCUGAUUGAUGGCGAAGUGGUCGUCGACAACACCAAAAACCAGCGCCAGGGCUCCGCGUUCUUCGGCAACGCCACCGAGGAGAAGAUCGGCAGCAAGGAGCUCAAGGCCGGCCAAACGUACAAGGUCCUGCUCCAGUUCGGCAGUGCGCCCACUUCUGAUCUGGAUACCCGCGGUGUCGUGGCGUUCGGCCCCGGAGGAUUCCGCUUCGGAGCCAGCCGCCAAGUCGGCCAGGAGGAGCUGAUUUCUAAGGCCGUCGCUCUCGCCUCCAAGGCGGACCAGGUUGUCGUGUUCGCCGGUCUGACCAGCGAAUGGGAGACCGAAGGGUACGACCGUGACCACAUGGACCUGCCCCCGGGCAGCGACGAGUUGAUCUCGCGCGUGUUGGAGGCCAACCAGAACUCCGUAGUGGUCAUCCAGAGCGGCACGCCGGUCACCAUGCCCUGGGCCAAGCAGACCAAGGCCCUCCUCCAAGCCUGGUUCGGCGGAAACGAGUGCGGCAACGGUAUUGCCGACGUGCUGUACGGCGACGUCAACCCCUCCGGCAAGCUCCCGCUCAGCUUCCCCGUCCGCCUGCAAGACAACCCCAGCUACCUCAACUUCCGCUCGGAGCGCGGCCGCGUGCUCUACGGCGAAGACAUCUAUGUCGGAUACCGCUACUACGAGAAGGUCAACCUCCCGCCCCUCUUCCCCUUCGGCCACGGUCUCUCCUACACCACCUUCACCCGCUCCGACCUCACCCUGAAGACCAGCCCCGAGCAGCCCAAGCUCGCAGACAGCGGCGAGCCCAUCAUCGCCACCGUUACCGUCACCAACACGGGUAAGGUUGCCGGUGCUGAGAUCGUGCAGCUGUGGGUGGCGCCGCCCCCGACGGGCGUCAACCGUCCCGUCCGUGAACUCAAGGGAUUCACCAAGGUGGAGCUGAAGCCAGGCGAGCAGAAGAAGGUGGAGAUCGUCGUGGAGAAGAAACUGGCCACGAGCUGGUGGGACGAGCAGCGCGAGAAAUGGGCCUCCGAGAAGGGCACGUAUGAGGUGCAGGUCACCGGUACCGGCGAGGGUGUGCUCAAGUCGUCUUUCACGGUCGAGAAGACUCGGUAUUGGUUGGGAUUGUAA
This is a messenger RNA of Aspergillus steynii IBT 23096, 2520 nucleotides long. Its product is annotated as beta-glucosidase H. The transcript is spliced from 3 exons. Gene Ontology annotation, biological process: glucan catabolic process. The record is from RefSeq and is a predicted model, not a curated record. NCBI's taxonomy places the organism in Eukaryota, Fungi, Ascomycota, Eurotiomycetes, Eurotiales, Aspergillaceae. The coding region runs from base 1 to 2520 and encodes 839 amino acids. Gene Ontology annotation, molecular function: beta-glucosidase activity.